Molecule: messenger RNA, 2202 nt
Organism: Dipodomys ordii (Ord's kangaroo rat)
Lineage: Eukaryota; Metazoa; Chordata; Mammalia; Rodentia; Heteromyidae
Product: proline-rich protein 36-like
Exons: 6
Coding region: 1-2202 (733 amino acids)
Biological process (GO): establishment of protein localization to chromatin; establishment of mitotic sister chromatid cohesion; regulation of gene expression
Cellular component (GO): Scc2-Scc4 cohesin loading complex
Molecular function (GO): chromatin binding
Source: RefSeq, a predicted model, not a curated record
AUGGCUGUCAGCCUCAGGUGCUCAGGUCUCAGUGUCCCGCCGCUGCUCUACCUGCACCACCCGUUCCGCUCCCUCCGGUGGUUACAAGGAAGCCUUUCCCCACUGGGUCAGGGCGACCCCAUCCUCAGACACCAGUUCACACCACCGAGUGGCAGCCCUUCCUGCAGACCCCUCCACAUUGCCAGCCCCCUGCGCCCACAGCCCCCUGCACCCACAGCCCCCUGCACCCACAGCCCCCUGCGCCUACAGCCCCAUGCGCCCACAGUCCCCUGCGCCCACAGCCCCCCUGUGCCCACAGCCCCCUGCGCCCACAGCCCCCUGCGCCCACAGCCCCCUGCGCCCACAAGCCGUCGCGCGGUAGCGAGUGUCACUGCCCCAGACAUGACGAGGCGCGCGCCGGGCCUGGCCGCCCUGCCCCUGCCAGGCUUCACUCUGGACCUGGAAACCGACUGCCCUGCCGUCCCUCGUGGCCACCCUGGAGUGCAGACUCCAGCCCUGCCCAGCGCCGCCCUGCGAGUGCGGGAUAGCUACCUGGGGAGCUGCUGGAGGAGCCUCCUGAGCUGCUCAUCCCUGCCUCAGUCAUCCCUGCCUCAGUCAUCCCUGCCUCAGUCAUCCCUGCCCCAGUCAUCCCUGUCUCAGUCAUCCCUGCCCCAGUCAUCCCUGUCUCAGUCAUCCCCUCAGUCAUCCCCUCAGUCAUCCCUGCCUCAGUCAUCCCUGCCUCAGUCAUCCCUGCCCCAGUCAUCCCUGCCUCAGUCACCCCUGUCUCAGUCAUCAGUGCCUCAGUCAUCCCCCCAGUCAUCCCUGCCUCAGUCAUCCCCGCCUCAGUCAUCCCCGCCCCAGUCAUCCCUGCCCCAGUCAUCCCUGCUUCAGUCAUUCCCUCAGUCAUCCCUGCCUCAGUCAUCCCUGCCUCAGUCAUCCCCUCAAUCAUCCCUGCCUCAGUCAUCCCUGCCUCAGUCAUUCCCUCAGUUAUCCCUGCCUCAGUCAUCCCUGCCUCAGUCAUCCCAGCUUCAGUCAUCCCCGCCUCAGUCAUCCCCGCCUCAGUCAUCCCCACCUCAGUCAUCCCUUCAGUCAUCCCUGCCCCAGUCAUCCCUGCCUCAGUCAUCCCUGUCUCAGUCAUCCCUGCCCCAGUCAUCCCUGCCUCAGUCAUCCCUGUCUCAGUCAUCCCUGCCCCAGUCAUCCCCGCCUCAGUCAUCCCUGCCCCAGUCAUCCCUGCCUCAGUCAUCCCUGUCUCAGUCAUCCCUGCCCCAGUCAUCCCUGCCUCAGUCAUCCCCUCAGUCAUCCCCGCCUCAGUCAUCCCUUCAGUCAUCCCUGCUUCAGUCAUCCCUGCCUCAGUCAUCCCUGCCCGAGUCAUCCCCUCAGUCAUCCCUGCCUCAGUCAUCCCUGCCCCAGUCAUCCCCGCCUCAUCAUCCCUGCCUCAUCAUCCCUGCCUCAGUCAUCCCUGUCUCAGUCAUCCCUGCCUCAGUCAUCCCUGCCCCAGUCAUCCCUACCCCAGUCAUCCCUGUCUCAGUCAUCCCUGCCCCAGUCAUCCCUGUCUCAGUCAUCCCUGCCCCAGUCAUCCCUGUCUCAGUCAUCCCUGCCCCAGUCAUCCCUGCCCCAGUCAUCCCUGUCUCAGUCAUCCCUGUCUCAGUCAUCCCCUCAGUCAUCCCUGUCUCAGUCAUCCCUGCCCCAGUCAUCCCUGUCUCAGUCAUCCCUGCCUCAGUCAUCCCUGCCUCAGUCAUCCCUGCCCUAGUGAUCCCCGCCUCAGUCAUCCCUGUCUCAGUCAUCCCUGCCCGAGUCAUCCCCUCAGUCAUCCCUGCCUCAGUCAUCCCUGCCCCAGUCAUCCCCGCCUCAGUCAUCCCCGCCUCAGUCAUCCCUGCCUCAGUCAUCCCUGCCUCAGUCAUCCCCUCAGUCAUCCCUGCCUCAGUCAUCCCUGCCCCAGUCAUCCCCGCCUCAGUCAUCCCUGUCUCAAUCAUCCCUGCCCCAGUCAUCCCCUCAGUCAUCCCUGCCUCAGUCAUCCCUGCCCCAGUCAUCCCUGCUUCAGUCAUCCCCUCAGUCAUCCCUGCCCCAGUCAUCCCUGCCUCAUCAUCCCUGCCUCAGUCAUCCCCUCAGUCAUCCCUGCCUCAGUCAUCCCUGCCUCAGUCAUCCCUGCCUCAGUCAUCCCCUCAGUCAUCCCCUCAGUCAUCCCUGCCUCAGUCAUCCCUGCCCCAGUCAUCCCUGCUCUAG